AUGAAGAAGUCGUCCUUCAUCACGGCAUUCUUGGUGUUUAUGGCAUCGGUUUUGGCUUCUCACGGCGCCGUCGGCAACUUCUACCGGGAUGUUUCCAAAACAUUCGGCGACCAAAGAGUUCAGAUAUCCGAAGGCGGCCGGCAACUCAGUUUGUCCCUGGACCAACAGUCGGGUUCGGGUUUUCAAUCCAACAGUGAAUAUUGGUUUGGAAGAUUCGACAUGAAGAUGAAGCUUGCUCCCGGCAACUCAGCUGGCACUGUCACCACAUUUUACUUAUCGUCACAAGGGCCAGGGCAUAGUGAGAUUGAUUUUGAGUUCUUGGGGAAUGCUUCAGGGCAACCCUACACUUGUCACACCAACGUUUUUGCUCUUGGAAAAGGUGGCAAAGAACAACAAUUUCAUCUUUGGUUUGAUCCAACAGCUGCCUUCCACACUUACUCAAUCGUUUGGAACCCUCAACGCAUCAUCUUCUUGGUGGACAACAUUCAGAUUAGAGUGUUCAAUAACCACGAAGCCCAUGGAGUUGCAUUCCCAAAGGACAAACCUAUGAAAGUGUAUUGCAGUUUCUGGGAAGCGAGCGACUGGGCGACACAAGGCGGCCGUCUGAAGAUCGAUUGGGCAAAUGCACCAUUCAAAGUUUAUUACAGAGAUUUCAAUGCAAAUGCUUGCAUUCAUAAUAAAUCAUCAGCUUGUCAUCGUAUCGGAACAGAUUCCAUUAGCGAGUCGAUGAUUAGUGGUCAAGAGUGGAGAACUCAAGGACUUGAUGGCAAAGGCAGAAACAGGAUCAGAUGGGUUCAGAACAAGUUCAUGGUCUACAACUAUUGUUCUGAUUUAGCCAGGUUCCCUCAAGGUGUUCCCUCCGAGUGCAAACGUCCCAGGUUUUAA
This is a messenger RNA of Oldenlandia corymbosa var. corymbosa, 885 nucleotides long. Lineage: Eukaryota; Viridiplantae; Streptophyta; Magnoliopsida; Gentianales; Rubiaceae. The record is from the annotation of a GenBank genome assembly.